Messenger RNA from Chironomus riparius, 913 nucleotides. The record is from the annotation of a GenBank genome assembly. NCBI's taxonomy places the organism in Eukaryota, Metazoa, Arthropoda, Insecta, Diptera, Chironomidae.
AUCCAGAGUUGCUUUAUAUUGGGUAAUCCAUCUCUGGAUAAACAACCGGCAUAUUCACAAAUAAAAUUUAUUAUACUUAUUGAAGCUUUCAGUUUAAAAUUAACUUUCGUCAAGUACGCAUCUAAUUUGUUUGAGAAAAAUGGCACCAGCUCUUCAGAAACCAGCACCAGCAUUUAAGGGAACUGCCGUUGUUGACGGAAGUUUCAAGGAAAUCUCAUUGUCUGACUUUAAGGGAAAAUACCUCGUCGUUUUCUUCUAUCCAUUAGACUUCACUUUUGUCUGCCCAACUGAAAUCAUUGCAUUCUCUGAACGCGUCCAAGAAUUCCGUGCCAUUAAUUGCGAAAUUGUUGGAGUCUCAACUGAUUCUCAUUUUACUCACUUGGCCUGGAUCAAUACACCUCGUAAACAAGGUGGAUUGGGAAACAUCCAAUAUCCCUUACUAGCUGACAAGUCUAUGAAAGUUUCACGUGACUAUGGUGUAUUGGAUGAAGAGUCAGGCAUACCUUUUAGAGGUCUCUUCAUCAUUGAUGGCAAAUCUAACCUUCGACAGUAUACUAUGAACGAUUUACCAGUUGGAAGAAAUGUAGAUGAGGUACUUCGUUUAGUGCAGGCAUUCCAAUUCACCGAUGAACAUGGUGAAGUUUGUCCAGCUAACUGGAAUCCUAAGACUAACAGCGCAACAAUGGUUCCAGAUCCAACUCGAUCAAAGGAUUAUUUUGGCUCCGUCAACUAAGCAUUUUUUGAUUCAAAUUUUACAUCUUUCUAAACACUAUCAAUUCGUACACUCCCAUAAUGCUAUUCAGGCAGGCAACUUUCGAUGUCGAAGUAAAACACCUUUUUUGAAUCUAUCUGAGUCAGUAUUCCACUGAAGUUUAAAUAAAGAGGAACAACAUAAUUUCUUUUAAAAAUUCAC